AUGACAUGGAAUUACAGCCGGGUUCACGGAAAUGCUCCGGGACAGCGGCCAGAAUCACUAGAGAGAAAGGCUUAUCACCAUCUUACGUUGCUAGUUGAAGCAGAUCUUAUGGUGUUGUCUACUGCUUUGCGGUCUCCUUUCCGGGAUUACAUUCAAACAAACGCGACUCGUAGCAUUAGGGCUCCUGCUGUCGGUUUCUUGAAGCAGGAUGACCCUUCUGCUGAGGUUCACACAGUUCGUGACGCCCUUGUGGAGCACUUCAAGUCACAGUUUGAGGAGUGCCCCAUCAGUGAGGUUGACGUUGAUGAGGAGGUACAGAAAAACGAGCAAUGUGCGAAAAUCCUUACAGACCUGACUGACUGGAAUUGGAUUUUUGGAAAGACUCCGAAAUUUUGGUUCGAAAACGGGCCUACAAAGCAAUAUGUGGAAGCAGGCAUUAUAAAAGAGUGCUCAUUAGGGAAUGCAGGACAGAAAUUUGAACCAAGUAUUUUGGAAUAUAAAAUUGCUUCAAAUUGA
Molecule: messenger RNA, 516 nt
Organism: Cooperia oncophora
Lineage: Eukaryota; Metazoa; Nematoda; Chromadorea; Rhabditida; Trichostrongylidae
Source: the annotation of a GenBank genome assembly